Messenger RNA from Balearica regulorum gibbericeps (East African grey crowned-crane), 1205 nucleotides. NCBI's taxonomy places the organism in Eukaryota, Metazoa, Chordata, Aves, Gruiformes, Gruidae. The record is from RefSeq and is a predicted model, not a curated record.
AUGGCAUGUGUCCAGACACCUGUCCCCACCGCCCCCCAUUUUAAACAUAGCUUUGAUUACCAAAUAGAAGUGGAGUUGUUCCACCAGUGUGAAAGAGUUAAGAAAAUACCCUCCAAACAGAUCCUGGCUUUAACAGAGGGGUCUGAUGGUCAAAAGGUGUGCUAUGGUGACUUCAAGCGCUCUUGUUACAAGUUAGCUUAUUUCCAGGACUUGUCUAGACGUGUGGGCUUUCAGGAGGCCCGCCAAGCUUGUGAAAUUGAUGGUGGGGCUUUACUGAGCUUGGAAAGCGAAGCUGAGCAGCAACUGAUAGAAAACAUGUUACAAAACCUCACGAAAUCUGGCUCCGGGAUUUCUGAUGGUGAUUUCUGGAUUGGGCUGUGGAGAAGUGGCGAUGGACUAGCCACUUCAAGUGCUUGCCCUGACCUCUACCAGUGGGCUGAUGGAAGUAUUUCACCAUUCAGAAAUUGGUAUACAGAUGAGCCUUCCUGUGGAAGUGAAGCCUGUGUUGUGAUGUAUCAUCAGCCAACUGCAAACCCUGGCCUGGGAGGGCCAUACCUUUAUCAGUGGAAUGAUGAUAGAUGCAACAUGAAGCACAAUUUUAUCUGCAAGUAUGGCCCAGGUAUUUUUCCAACGGUGCCAGCAGGAAAUCCUCGUGACACAAGCAAACCAGAAGAUCAGUAUCAUGUUAUUGCUACUGAAACAGGUAUAAUUCCAAAUCUAAUUUAUGUUGUGAUACCCACUAUACCACUACUGCUGUUGAUACUGGUGGCUUUUGGGACUUGCUGUUUCCAGAUGCUUCAUAAAAGGGAAGCAAGGAGACACUGCUUCAAAGACCCAUCUCCAUUAUCAUCUGAAUGCCUUGCAGAAAGUUUAAAUUCCAACCUGUAAAGGAAGAACAAAAACCAGUCCAAACCAGUCCACAUUAUGGAUUUCAAAGACGCCUAGGAAGGACAGUAGCAUGGAGGUAUAAUGAUUCACUGACUGAAAACAAAGCAAACCCAACAUUAUGCAGUCAGGCUGUAUUAUAAUGUCGUCAAAGAACAUUAGCUUGGAAUGGCUUGAAAAUGCAAAGGAUCUACAAGAAUGAACUGUAAGCUCCCCCUUGAGGCAAAUGUUCAGAUCAUUUUUAUAUAAUGUUGGAUUAUUAAUUCAGUAACAAAAUAUGCCAUGCUAAAUAAAGGGUAUGUGUUUAUUUUGCUAAGAGA